AUGGUGGAGCGGCACGUUGACUCCGGAGCCUGGUUCCCUUGUCCCGGAUUGACAAGAUUGCAAUUCGAGACCGCGCCGGACGACGAGCGCUUCUUGUGCUUGGAGCACUUCUACUUUUCAGAGUACCUGACAGACGGCGUGGGUGCCACCACCAACGUCACCCGUGUCGUCCUGGAGAACCCCGAGGAGUUGGACGUUCAGCUUCGCUUUGGACACUGCCACGGCAACAACUGCGCCAACUUCGGCGUACCCAUGCCCCUCCUCGCCGACCCGCUGCACCUCCUGACAUACGUCUGCACCACCUGCUUUGAGUUGCGUAAGAAGCAGGUCAGUGAAGUGAACGAGCUGGGACGACUCGCUCGUGCUCGAGGCAACGACACCUAUGUCGUCAUCGCCCAAAAGGACGACCUCGUCAACUGCUGUGUCGCCGACUGUCCUAACCCCGCCUUCUCCGGCGACCUCGGUCGUAAUAGCCGCGCAUUUGGACGUUACGGCUACCACUGCCGAGAUGGUCCCUGCUGCAAGUCCUGCUGGGUGGCGACUUACAGCGGCGUCUCCACAAUGGACGAGCUCCGCCGGCUGUUUGGCAGUGCGACCAAGCCCAAGCCCGGCGUCACCAUCAACAUGCGUCUCGUCGAUACCGCCGCCAUUGAUCUGUUUGCCUCCACGGCCUCAUCCGACACGGACCGCGAGCAGCUCUUCCUUGCCAAGUGUAUCCAUGUGGCCAUCAACCUCUACCCUGUGCCGAUCACCAUUUCCAUUGCCAAGCGAUUCCUUCGCGCAAAGCUCGCUUCGGCUAAGCACGCCAGGGCUGGCGUGUGGCUCAAGCAUCUGCGCGAGGACGCAGACAGUUGGCAGGAGGCCGCUGCAGCCGACGCUGGGAACCAGUGA
Apiotrichum porosum is the source of this 891-nucleotide messenger RNA. RefSeq lists its product as uncharacterized. Lineage: Eukaryota; Fungi; Basidiomycota; Tremellomycetes; Trichosporonales; Trichosporonaceae. The record is from RefSeq and is a predicted model, not a curated record. The coding region runs from base 1 to 891 and encodes 296 amino acids. The transcript has a single exon.